Molecule: messenger RNA, 1020 nt
Organism: Torulaspora delbrueckii
Lineage: Eukaryota; Fungi; Ascomycota; Saccharomycetes; Saccharomycetales; Saccharomycetaceae
Gene: MTG1
Product: putative GTPase MTG1
Exons: 1
Coding region: 1-1020 (339 amino acids)
Cellular component (GO): mitochondrion
Molecular function (GO): GTPase activity; GTP binding
Source: RefSeq, a predicted model, not a curated record
AUGAAUAAGUUCAUACCAAGAUAUGAGUUCCCCAACUACAACAUCCCCAAGACUGAUUUUAAGGGGCAUCAGUUGAAAGCUUUGAAGAAGUACAACUCACUAAGACCCCAGUUAAACCUUAUCCUAGAGCUGAGAGACAUCCGAGCGCCCUUAUCGACGCGUAAUGUCCUGAUAGACCAACUGAUCGACCCUCGAAUUCACCGCAGGCUAGUCAUUUACACCAAGAAAGAUUUAGUACAACACAACGAUGAUUACUUGGAAAGACUGACGAGAUGGCACCAAGAGAUCGACGAAGAUUUCAUCUUGAUCAACGGCAAACAACGUCAAACAGUAAAAAACGUCCUGAAAUGCAUCAAAUGGUACAAGAAACAGCUCGAAUCACGCAACAACGGCCUACCACUACCGACAGGUUACAAAGUACUAGUCACCGGGAUGCCGAACGUUGGUAAAUCAACGCUGAUCAACUCGCUAAAAGCAUCACGCAAGAAAGUCGCCCGAACGGGCGCAGAAGCUGGGAUCACCAGAAGCACUAGCGAAUGCAUCAGGAUCACCGACGAAGAUAACAUCUACCUUAUUGACACCCCGGGAAUCGGCCUACCGGGACGACUUCACGGCGCAACCCACCGUAUGCUGACUCUGUCACUAUGUGGAUGCGUCAAGAGUAACCUGAUCGACCCCGUGAUCCAAGCAGACUACCUUUUGUACCUCAUGAACCUGCAAGAAGGCCGCUUCUACCCGGGAGCUCCCACAAACGACAUUUACAAGCUGCUUAACCGCAUCCGCAUAAGCCCCACAGACAAGGAAACUUCUACCGCUGUGAAAUGGUUAGCUCAACAACGCUCCGGCCUGAUCUACGACCCUGAGAUGCUACUCGACAAUACCACUUUUUCCUUGCGAAACUACCUCGACAAGCAACGAGACCUUCUGGGCGAUUUCCAACCCGCCACGUCGCCAAGCUCUCCCUACGCCAAAAUGCUGCAAAACGUUAACCAACUCUUCCCGAAGCCCAACAACAGUUAA